AUGCUGAAACUGGUUGCCUUGCUUCUGCCCCUGGUCGCCGUCGCCACGACCUUGGACGCCCCUGCCUGUCUGAGCAAAGCUUCAGAGGGAGCUGCAAGUGUAAGAGACCGAUCGAUGAGAUGCCUCCGCCGAGCACAGAAGGUGCUGCAAACUGAUGCCGUGAACGAGGACGUCUGUAUUCUCGCGAUGGAGAUACGGAAAUGUGAGAUGGAGAUGGAGAAGCUGAAGCAUGACAAGGACAUGAAGAUGAGGAGGCUUCAGACGAAGAUGAAGAGGAUGAGGCAUGAGAGGGACAAUGAAAAACGGGUCGCCAACUACUACAGAAAUGUGCUGGAGUGUCUGUUGAGCGAAGCCGUGGACAUGGCGGCGAGCAGGAAGAAGGAGAUCAAGUCUGUGCUGGAGGCAUUACCUGCGAAGCAAGUGAAGGAGAUGCGGGAGGGGAUGCUAUCCCUGGUUGUGAUGUACCAGCAUCUCGUCAACAACGACGAGCUUCGACGGGCCGUGUUGGGGGAGAUCGGCAUACCCGAAGAUGUCGUCAUGCCUCAGCUCCGCGGCUCCGCGCAUGUGCAUGGACCUGUGCUGGAGUAUGUGCAGCAUUACCGUGCAUCAUUGGGGAGGAGGCUCAGAAUCCAGUGA
Molecule: messenger RNA, 636 nt
Organism: Guillardia theta CCMP2712
Lineage: Eukaryota; Cryptophyceae; Pyrenomonadales; Geminigeraceae
Exons: 2
Coding region: 1-636 (211 amino acids)
Source: RefSeq, a predicted model, not a curated record